This is a messenger RNA of Gadus chalcogrammus (walleye pollock), 4283 nucleotides long. RefSeq names its product cadherin-23-like. The record is from RefSeq and is a predicted model, not a curated record. Gene Ontology annotation, molecular function: calcium ion binding; cadherin binding. NCBI's taxonomy places the organism in Eukaryota, Metazoa, Chordata, Actinopteri, Gadiformes, Gadidae. The transcript has 31 exons. Gene Ontology annotation, biological process: homophilic cell-cell adhesion. Gene Ontology annotation, cellular component: plasma membrane; catenin complex. The coding region runs from base 60 to 4016 and encodes 1318 amino acids.
GACAGUCAGUCGAAGCUCAAGGCUCUCAGCCGCUGACGAACGGACGGCAGGUGCAGGCGAUGUUGUGCUGUGUGGGAUCAGGUGGCAGGAUGACGUUGGCCAAGCUCCUCCUUCCCUUCCUCAUGCUCCAGCCCUUCUCUGAAGCCUCCAACCAACCGCCAAGCUUCAACAACUACUUCUUCAAGACCUACCUCCUGAUCUACGAGAACACGGCCAUCGGUUCCUCGGUCACCCAGCUAAGGGCCGACGACCCUGAAGGUGAGCCCCUCAUCUACGGGGUGGUGGGCGAGGAGGCCAUGAGGUACUUUGCCGUGGACAGAGAGACCGGCGUGGUCUGGCUGAAACUGACCCUGGACCGCGAGUCUGUGUCACAGAUGCAGGUGGAGUUCUCCGUGAGUGACAGCCAAGGGGUGGUCAAAGACACGGUGAACAUCCUUAUCGGGGACGUCAACGACAACGCGCCAAGCUUCCACGGGCUGCCCUAUACCGUGCACAUCCCGGAGAACACGGCUGUGGGGACGUCGGUGUUCAUGGUGAACGCCACCGACCCGGACCAGGGCACCGGGGGCAGCGUCCUCUUCUACUUCCAGCCGCCGUCGCCCUUCUUCGCCAUCGACGGCGCCCGCGGCAUCGUCACGGUCAACCGGACGCUGGACUACGAGACCACCUCAGCCUACCAGCUCACCAUCAACGCCACGGACCAGGACAGGUGGCGGCCUCUGUCCCGGUUGACCAACCUGGCCAUCCUGAUCACAGACAUCCAGGACAUGAACCCGGUCUUCACCAACCUGCCCUACAGCACCAACAUAGCGGAGGACAAGCCCCCGGGCUACGAGGUGCGGAAGAUAAGAGCCAUUGACCAGGAUCUGGGACGCCCGCGUGGGAUUGGCUACACCAUCAUCUCAGGUAACACCAACAGCAUGUUCGCCCUGGACUACAUCAGUGGCUCGCUGACUGUCAACGGCCAGCUGGACCGAGAGAACCCGCUCUACUCAGCGGGAUUCACCAUCACCGUCAGGGGGACAGAGCUGAAUGACGACCGCACCCCCUCGGACGCCAUGGUGAUGACCACCUUCACCAUUCUGCUGAUCGACCGGAACGACAACGCCCCCACCUUCAACAGCUCAGAGUACCGCGUGCGCAUCACCGAGCUGGCCCAGGUGGGCUUCGCCCUGCCCCUCUUCAUCCAGGCGGAGGACAAGGACGAGGGGGUGAACAGCAUGUUCCAGGUGGUCCUCACGGGGAACAACUCGGACCACUUCACCAUCUCGCCCACGGCGGUGCAGGGACGGGCAGACAUCCGCGUGCGCGUGGCCGUGCCUUUGGACUACGAGAAACUCCGCCGCUACAGCUUCUCCCUCUACGCCAACGAGUCCAUGUCGGACCACGUGGGCUUCGCCCGCAUCUUCAUCGACCUCAUCAACGAGAACGACAACCGGCCCAUCUUCAGCCAACCCGUGUACAACAUCAGCCUGCCCGAGAACACGCCCACCGGCACGCCGCUGAUCCGCAUCCUGGCAACAGACGGAGACAUUGGUACAUUUGGAACAGUGCAUUACUUCUUCAACGAAGAACCAGACCAGUUCUCCCUGGACUCGCGGACGGGCUGGGUGGGCCUGCGGGCCGGCCUGGACUACGAGCUGAUGCGGCGCUUCACGGUGACGGUGCUUGCCCGGGACGGCGGCGGCGAGGAGACCACGGGCCGGCUGCGCAUCAACGUGCUGGACGUCAACGACAACGCGCCGCUGUUCCAGAAGGAGGCGUACCUGGGUAUGCUGCGGGAGAACGAGCAGGGCCCGCAGUACGUGGCCCGUGUCAGGGCUACAGACGAGGACUCUCCGCCCAACAACCACCUCACCUACACCAUCACCUCCGCCUCCGCCUUCCCCGAGUACUUUGACAUCCUGAUGCAGGAGGGCUACGCAGUGAUCAGCGUGAACAGCCCCCUGGACUAUGAGCGGGUCCCGGCGGGGCGGAUCCACCUGACGGUGAUGGCCCGGGACGGGGGCAGCCCGGCCCUCAACAGCAGCGUGGCCGUCACCCUGGAGCUGUUUGAUGAAAAUGACAACCCACCUACAUUCAGCCUGCCUUCCUACAUUGUCAAAAUCUCAGAAAACAUUAACGCAGGUAGGUUUUGUGUCUGUCGUGUGUUGAGCGUUGGCGACACAAUGGCACAAAGGAUGUUCCCUGAGAGUGCAGUGCUGGCGGUGGACCCCGACGACGGGGACAACGGCGUGGUGGAGUACCGCAUCAGCCCGCCCAACCCCUUCUACACCAUCAGCAACAGCACGGGCAAGAUCCGCACCACCGGGGUCACCCUGGACCGCGAGAGCGCCGACCCCCGCAACGCCCUGCUCAUGAGGACCAUCGUCAUCACCGCCUCCGACCGAGGCACACCGCCACUGCGUGCGUCCGUGAGCACUACCGUCUUUGUCAACCUGCUGGACCUCAAUGACAACGACCCCACCUUCGUCAACCUUCCCUUCGUGGCCGAGGUGCUGGAGGGGCUGCCCCUGGGGUCUUCUGUCUUCAAGGUCCAGGUGGAGGACCCCGACGAGGACAACAACGGCCUGGUCACCAUGGCGCUGCAGGUGGGCAUGCCGCGGCUGGACUUCCACCUCAACACGUCCACGGGCGUGCUGACCUCCACGGCCCCCCUGGACCGCGAGCAGAUCGCCCAGUACUACCUGAGGAUCGUGGCCCACGACGCCGGGAAGUUCCCCCGCACCUCCACCUCCACCCUGACCAUCACAGUGCUGGACGUGAACGACGAGACCCCAACCUUCUUCCCGCGGCGGUACAACGUGUCGCUGCAGGAGGACGUCCCUCGGGACCACGCCGUGGCGCGCCUCAACUGCUCCGACAACGACGCCGGGCUCAACGCCGAGCUCAGCUACUUCAUCACAGACGGAAACCAGGACGGUAAAUUCAGCGUGGGCUUCAGAAACGGGGUGGUCCGCACGGUGGUGGGGCUGGACCGAGAGACCCAGGCCGCCUACACGCUGGUCAUUGAGGCCAUAGACAACGGGCCAGCGGGCAGCAGGCGGACGGGCACGGCCACCGUGUUCGUGGAGGUGCUGGACGUGAACGACAACAGACCCAUCUUCCUCCAGAACAGCUACGAGGCCAGCGUGCUGGAGAACGUGGCCAACGGGACCAGCGUCCUCCAGGUCCAGGCCACAGAUGCGGACCAGGGAGAAAAUGGCCGGGUGUUAUACAGGAUCCUCUCUGGCAACAACAACAGGCUGUUCACCAUGGAGCAGCGGACGGGGCUGGUGUCCCGGGGCCUGCGGGCUCUGGACCGCGAGAGCACCAGCUCACACGUGUUCGAGGUGGAGGCCUACAACAGCGACCAGGGCCGCAUGAGGAGCUCCGUGCGGGUGAUCGUCUACGUGGAGGACGCCAACGACGAGGCGCCCGUCUUCACCCAGCAGCAGUACAACCGGCUGGGCCUGAGGGAGACGGCCGGCAUCGGCACCUCCGUCAUCGUGGUGCGUGCCACCGACCCCGACACUGGUGACGGCGGCUCCGUGGCCUACGCCAUCGUGUCGGGCUCGGACCGCAAGUUCGAGGUGGACGUGAGCACGGGGCUGGUGACCACGGUGGACCACCUGGACUACGAGACCAAGACGUCGUACCUGAUGAACGUGUCGGCCACCGACCAGGCCCCGCCCUUCCACCUGGGCUUCUGCAGCGUGUACGUCACGCUGCUCAACGAGCUGGACGAGGCCGUGGCCUUCUUCGCCGCCGGCUACGAGGCGGCGCUGGUGGAGAACAUCGCCACGGGAACAGAGGUGGCGCAGGUGCGGGCGCAGUCGGCCGACAACCUGAACCAGCUCACGUACCGCUUCGACCCGGACACCUCGCCGGCCGCGCUCGCCCUCUUCAGGAUCGACGGCGUCACGGGUCGUAUCACAGUGAUGGGGUUGCUGGACAGAGAGAUGGGUGACCUCUACACCCUGACUGUGGUGGCGGACAAUGGAGGACCCAGAGAGGACUCCACCGUGAGGAGCUAAUGGCCUUCCUUUCUUUCUCCAUUGCUACCCUUUCCUCGGGAACUGCAGAAGGUAAGGUUUGCUUGAUGUAUCGCUUGUGACAAAAGACAGAGAACAUCAUGAACCCAUGCUCCAGUUUGUAAUCCCACUUAGAACUAGAAUCGGUGGCGAGUACGCCAGCUUGUGUUAUUGACCGAGCCCUUACAUAUUUCAUCGUUCCCAACGGUUCCUAUCCAUGCCCGCAGCCAGCUAUGAGGCCAUUAUUAAUAACCUACAUUUUUCUAGAGA